Molecule: messenger RNA, 144 nt
Organism: Paraglomus occultum
Lineage: Eukaryota; Fungi; Glomeromycota; Glomeromycetes; Paraglomerales; Paraglomeraceae
Source: the annotation of a GenBank genome assembly
CAGAAAGUGGAAUUCGAAAAUUAUCGUUACCGUUUGUGGCAUCUCGAAAUGGGCGAAAUGGAUUCCGCUAAGCGAUUAGAAGCAGAACAAAAAGUCUUGGAAGAAGCAUUAGAAUUAGAGGAAACAUCUUUAAAUGCCAUUUAG